AUGGGCUGCUCCAGCAGCGCCCUCAACAAGGCCGGCGACGGCAACAGGCUCCGCAGCGGUGAGACAGGAGAAAAAGUUGAAACAGAGAUGGAGGAUGAGAAAGUAAGUGAAGGGACUGGAACAAAAGAAGAAGAAACAGGGGAAGCUGUGGACCUUUCAGCAGCCAUGUAGAUGGAUGUGGUAGCAGAAGGAUGAAUAGGCACAGGUGUUGUGAUAGAAAAUGUAGUGAAGUGUGUGACUUCGGAUCUGAUUGUGUCUAUAAAUGUCUAUGUGUUUUAUACAAGGAGUAUGGUUAUCAUGUUCUUGAUUACAUUGUUCCAUAAAACUGCUAAGCUGUAAACAGUUUUCUCAGGCACUUAGAAUAGUUAUACAUUUAGAACUACAGUAGCCACGGCCAGUAAGGACUAGGGUAUAGGAUCACUGAAGAGUGUGAGGGUGUUUUCUUCACUGUGGCAACACGUCCAUUCGGUUCAGAAAAUGACACCCUAAAAAGAAAGUAUAAACCUUAGGUGUAGGUGGCUGGAGAAAGGAUUUAAAUUUUAGGGGGCAUAUGAUAAUCAAGUAACACAGUUAUAAUUACAGCGGGAUAAGAAUGAACAACAUCAGGGCAAACUAUAUCUAGUGGGUUUUUUUUUUUUUUUCUGUUGCAGAAUUUAAAGCUGGUAGGAACCUACUCACCUUAAGUCUGUCUACUACCAUAGACUCUUAUUUAUGUCAAAGGAGUGCAGUCUCUGGUGCUGUUGCAAGAUCAGGCAUUUCCACAUUGAAAGGCUACACGUUUUGCCAGGUGCCAUUUUAAAUCAGUUGUUGAUUUUACACUUAUGUGAAGGGUUUCAUUGGUGUUAUCCUUUUAACUGACAUUAAAGGCGUUUUAAACUUAUUGACUUUUAAAUGUAUUUCAGAGACAACAGACAGCAAGAAUUAAAACCUAGAUUUGCUGCCUAUGUGGAAUUUAUUCCCUGGGUCCUGUUUUGUUUUGUUUUUCAGAUUGCUGUGGCUUAAUGUUAGGCUUUCGAGGUAGAAAGGAGCUAAGAAAUCAAGAUUUAGAAACCAUUUAUAAUAUUGCAUUAAUGUUAAAAUGAUGCAUCAUUGAAAGUUACUUUUCACGAAUUCUUCCUAAGUUGCCAAGGGAUUUUGGUAAAAGAUUAUACAUGAAUAUAGUAAUGACAAUAGCAAUCUUGUCUACCAUUGGGGACCUGUGUUUAUGUAUAUUAGAAUAGAAUUAUAUUCUGGAAACAUUUUGUUUCCUUAUUUGUAAAUGUGUAUAUUUAAGAUAACUGCUCAGAUGAAUUAACUAGACUCUUUUAUUUUUAAUUUUUUUUAAUUUAGUUAACAU
Molecule: messenger RNA, 1336 nt
Organism: Lynx canadensis (Canada lynx)
Lineage: Eukaryota; Metazoa; Chordata; Mammalia; Carnivora; Felidae
Gene: ERICH5
Product: glutamate rich 5
Exons: 2
Coding region: 1-171 (56 amino acids)
Source: RefSeq, a predicted model, not a curated record